UCGUGCGCACAAGUAUCCAACAGAUACGGAUACAUCGACUGCUACAGCGCAGCAUUUUACACACAAAAACUGCAACAACAACGAGCAAGUUUUUCAGCUAUUGUCAACAAUAAUAAUAAGAACAUCAACGAUUAUUCAAACAAAGCAACAGUGCAAACCCACACAAACAUACACCCACACACAUCCACAAACUCACAUACGAUAUUGCAACGGCUACAGUAAUGUGCUGCCUGCAUCUGAAGAACUUUAAAUGCGCGAUUCGUGUGCCCACCGAGCGGUCAGUGAACACUUUGUCCACGUGCCACAAGAGUUAAAUUAGGCAGCAAAUCAAUUGAAGGGCUUGAAAACCCAGUCUACUAAUUUCAGUAAAAACAUACACAGAGUAUCGACUCAUACAUCUUAACACUCUCACCACGCACUCACUUUAAGUCAUCGCGCUGUUAGGGGCAGCAUGCCACGCCCACGCCCACUACCGCCGCUGCCGCUGCUGCUGUUCAGCCUGCUCAGCGUGCUGGGCGGUCUGGUGCUGGCACAGCGUCCACUUCUGAACCAUACCUUCAACUCGCUGCCGAUGUCGCAGCAUCAGAGCAACAGCUACAACAACUACAACUAUCAGGGCCCAAACAAGCAGCUGCGCAACGGCCGCCUCCAUGAGCAGCCCCAACCGUUGCCGCUGCCCACAUUGCCCGGCCUGGCGCAGCCCGUGCAUGUCUAUGAUGACUACGAGGGCGAGGGCAGUCAGGGCACCUUUGGCUCGCGUCCACCGCCGGGCAGUCGACGGGAUACAAGACGUCGCCAGAACUUGUCACAAGUAGGCGCAGGCGGUAUACCACGACCUGAACGUGGCAAUGGACAGCGGGGUAUUGAGUCGCUGCGUAAGGAGCUGCUAAAACCUUCAGUGGGUGGCCCCGGCGGCGGCAUAUCCGGUAGCAGCGCCGGCUAUGCCUCCUACUCGGGCACCUCGUCCAUCGGCAAGAUCGAUGGCCAGGGCGCUAUUGGCUCAGCGGAUCGUUAUGGCGAAAAAUUACGUCAGCCGACAGCGGGCUCCGAUAAUCUGCCCAUUCGCUCGUAUCCGCGCAAGAAUCCCCUUAACGAAUUGCGUAAACUAAAGAAGAGCUUCAAUCAGGCUGAUGAGCCGGCUGGUGGCGUCACACACGGCAAUAUGGAAGGUGAUACCGACAUUGAUGGCGACCAAAUCGAUCCCAUACAGCAGAUUAAGGAACGCAUACGAGAUACAGCGCCCAAGCCCAACACCUACGCACCGCAUACGGAGUCGACACCUUCGUCGGAAAUGGAAGAUUUGCUGGGCGUCAAGUGUAAUUUCGAGACCUCUUGCGCCUGGGUCUGGACAAAGAAUCUGAUGGAUGGUUUCCAAGUGAUUAGCGGCACAGAGCUCGCGAAGAAGAAUAUGACUGGUCUGAUGCCUGGACCCGUGGCCGAUAGCAUUGACGAUGCCAAUGGUCACUUUCUUUAUGCUCGAGUACAGCCCGCAACGAAGCAGUUGAACCUGACUUCACCCUGGUUUAGCACCACACUAGAGAAAUGCAUCUUGGAGGUGUAUAUGCACCAGAGCGACAUGAGUCACGGACUGUCUCGGGUGGUUGUGGAGCCACUACAUCCGCAGGAGAGCAGCUGGGUGCCUGCGGAAAUUCAAGGCGACAACUUUCGCUCCUGGACACAUCGAUUAUUUCGUCUUGGUCGUAUUUCGCGAGACUUUCGAAUUGUGUUCGAGAUUGUGCCGGAUCUUAAGCAGGGUCAGAAAGCGCAUGUGGCGCUCGAUAAUCUACGCAUGGUUAACUGUUUUCCCGAGGGCACCAAAUCGGAAAAGUGCAGCACCUCGCAAGUCAAGUGCAUGAUGAACAAAGUGCCCGUCUGUAUUCCAUUGCCGCGUAUCUGUGACAUCACUCGCGAUUGCGACGAUGCCGAAGACGAGUUGCAGUCAUGCGACAAGAUACCCUUUGGCGGACGCUGUGACUUUGAGGAGGAUUGGUGCGGCUGGCGGGACUCUGGCAAGACAACAUUGACUUGGUCCCGUCACACGGGUUCUUCUCCCACCCAUGACACUGGCCCCGAUGGCGAUCACACACAGCAACAUCUGCUCAACGCCACUGGUGGCUACUACAUGCUUGUCAACAUGAAUCAGCACAUCAACAACUCGGAGAAGAACUCUAUCAUUGGCUUUGCCAGCAAUGCCAUAAUGUUAAGCAAAACAUUUAACCCGCCACCUUCGGUUCAUGGUAAUCCCGACUCACCCUACCGGAAUUCAUGUGUGGUGCGUUUUUAUAUUCAUCAAUUCGGCAAAAAUCCGGGCAGCAUUAAUCUAUCUGUUGUGGAGAUGAAGGAGAAGGAGAAUAUUACAACUACUCUCUGGUGGAGCACCAAGAACCAGGGCAGUGAUUGGCUACGCGCCGAGUACGUGCUACCCAACAUUACCUCGAAAUACUAUCUACAGUUUGAAGCCCGCAUGGGCAUGCGCAUCUUUUCGGACGUGGCUGUGGAUGACUUUUCGCUCAGUCCCGAAUGCUUUGGUCUAAACAUACCAGAAGAACAUCUUAAUGGCUACAAUUAUUGGGACGUCAGAUACAAUCAAAAGAGUCCUACGCAUCAUGACUUUGAUCACACGAACUACUUAGAGCUCACAAGCUGCGAUACUAGAGGUAUGAUAGGACCGACACAAUCGCAAUGCGAAAGCGCCUACAGAGAGCAGAAUCAGUCGCAUGUGCUUCGCGAGGUUCAUGUCGUCGAGGAUCAAAGCACCUACAAAGGCAUGCAAAAGUGGAAGGUGCCCAACGAGGGUCACUACACAAUCAUUGCCAAAGGCGCGAGCGGUGGUCUUGGAUCCGGUGGGGUGGGCAGCUCUCGCGGUUCUGUUGCCGUCGCUGUACUAGAGCUACACAAGAAUGAAGAGCUCUAUUUUCUGGUGGGACAGCAGGGCGAGAACGCCUGCAUCAAAUCAAUGAGCAUUCAUAAGGAAGCCGGCUGUGGCACAGAGCACGAUCUGGAUUUGGGGCAGUAUAGUUUUCGCUCCAAGCAGGACAUGGUGAAAAACAUAUACAUUGAAAAUGGCGCUGGCGGCGGUGGCGGAGGAUCCUUUGUUUUCCUUCUAAACCAGGCCAAGAACGAGGCCGUGCCAUUGCUGGUUGCCGGCGGAGGCGGUGGUCUGGGCAUUGGGCAGUACAUUGACGAGGAUUUCCAACACGGCCAGAAAGCCAAGCCACUGCAGGCACCCGAAAGCGGUCAGAUCAAUGGCGAACCACUCAACAAAAAGACCGCUGGCCCUGGAGGUGGGUGGCGUGCGAAGGAAGAUCAGGCCCUUAGCCCGACCUAUGGAGCAGCGCUGCUCCAAGGCGGACGUGGUGGUCACUCCUGCUAUGUAGAGCUGGCCGACAAUGGCACGUCUGUUCACAGGCAUGGACAAGGCGGAUUUGGUGGUGGCGGCGGUGGUUGCAAUACUGGAGGCGGUGGUGGCGGUUAUGCUGGCGGCGAUGUCUACCUUAAUGAGUCCAAUGGUGAAGGCGGCAGCUCCUACAUAAGCAGCAGCCGCAGCCUGAGAGACACCAGUGAAGUUCAUGCUGGAGCAAGCAGCGGUGCAGGUGCCAUCAUCAUCAUUCCAGCUAUUGAGGGCUGUGGCUGUGACUAUCGUUGUGUAGCUUUGGAUGAGUUUAGGUCCAAGGUGCGUUGCAUUUGCCCAGAGGGUUGGAGUCUAAAACGGGACAACAACACGGCCUGCGAACGGCAGGAAGAGGCGGGCAAAUCCUCCUAUCAGUAUUUGGUAUCCGGCCUCAUGUUUUCGCUUGCCGUGCUCUUCAUCAGCAUUGCAGCACUUAUAUUUAUGCUAUAUAAUCGUUAUCAACGCAAAAAGCAGGCAAAGCUGCGGCAUAAGAUGCUGGCGGAGCAGGAUCUGCAGCUUAGUCGACUUCGUCAUAAUAUUGAUGACUCUAAUCUGAAUAACUUCAAUCCCAACUAUGGCUGUGAUGGCAUACUUAAUGGCCACAUUGAUGUCAACAGUUUGCCGCAGGUGGCACGCGAAAGUCUCCAGCUUGUCAAUGCACUGGGCAAGGGUGCCUUUGGUGAGGUCUAUCUGGCGUUAUAUCGACAUCGCGAUGGUGAUGCGGUCGAAAUGCCAGUGGCUGUGAAAACCUUACGCGAGGAUCCCAAGCGUGAGAAGGAGGAGGAUUUCUUGAAGGAGGCCGCUAUAAUGGCCAAAUUCAAUCAUCCAAAUAUGGUGCAUCUCAUUGGCGUCUGCUUCGAUCGUCAGCCCUACUACAUUGUCCUCGAACUGCUGGCUGGCGGAGAUCUGCAAAAGUUUCUGCGCGAGAAUCGUAACACACCGGAGCGUCCUUCUCUACUGACCAUGAAGGAUCUACUUUUCUGCGCUCUAGACGUGGCCAAAGGCUGUCGCUACAUGGAAAGCAAGCGCUUUAUUCAUCGCGAUAUUGCCGCGCGUAAUUGUCUCCUGAGCAGCAAGGGACCGGGACGUGUGGUGAAGAUUGCGGACUUUGGUAUGUCUCGUGACAUCUACAGAUCAGACUAUUAUCGCAAGGGUGGCAAGGCAAUGUUGCCGAUUAAAUGGAUGCCUCCAGAGGCGUUCCUCGAUGGUAUUUUUACAUCCAAGACGGACGUCUGGUCGUUUGGCAUACUGCUCUGGGAAGUGUUCAGUCUGGGUCGCUCGCCCUAUCCCGGCCAGCAUAAUACCCAGGUAAUGGAGCUGGUGGUGCGUGGCGGUCGUCUUGGUUCGCCCACCGAAUGCCCUGUGUCCAUAUACAAGAUUAUGGCCGACUGCUGGAAUCCAACGCCCGAGGAUCGGCCAACUUUCACAAGCCUGUUGGAGCAUUUAACCACAUGCACGCAGGAUGCCAGCAUUAUGAAUGCACCGUUGCCCAAUAUACUGGGACCCACGGCAUCGGAACGCGAUGAAACUGUCAUCCGGCCACCCAACGGCGAGGAGUUCUGUCUAGCCGUGCCUGAUUAUCUGGUGCCGCUGCCCGGCAAUGGAGCACCACAUGCUCCCGGUGGCGUAGCAUAUGCACCAACCGCUCAGAGACAGCAAAACACAUGCACUCCCCCAGCUGUUACCUCACCCGCCGCACCAAAGCCAACAAUGCCGGACACUUUGGAGGAUGCUGCAGCCGCAGCUGGUCUAGUCGGCGGCGAUUGCUGGGAAACUUCGUUCAUAUUACCAAACUCGAAGAGCGACCAGCCGCUGCUCAGUGCCAGUGCCAUCACCACUAUGGCCAAUGGCGAUUCCCAGCGAAAUCUGCAAGCUGCGGCCGCUAUGGCUGCGGCCUCAGCCCAUGCCACCCCCAUAUUGCGGUCGCCCACGCAUAGCGAUGAGGCCAAACUGAUUAGUUUGGAUACACCGCAGCCGACGCCGACGACCAUACAACCGCCGUUGUCGUUUGCCUCCCAACUGGAUGGCAUUACACUCGAUCCAGCAGCGUUAUCAAAGAGUCUGACCAAUGGAAGCACACCCAAUGGAAGCGUCAAGCAGUCCUACGCCAAUGUGCAGGUUCAAAUGAAGUCUGAUCCGGACAGAGAAUGCAACAACAAGCUGAACGGUGGUUUACCUACAGGCAAUGGAAUCAUUCUCAAUGGAGAGACUGCAGGCGGCAAGAUAUCGGCAAAUGAUUCACCUUUCACCAUCCAAGGAUACGCGGAACGCUAUAAGGACAACAAUAAUCAUUCCGAAAUUAGUUGUUAGUGUCCAUCAGCCAAGGUCAUUGUGCAGCAUUUUGUGUGUCCUUUUCGGCCGCAAACUCAAAGUUUGCUGAAUCCCGAAAUGAAUCCAUGAAUACAAGUCUUGAAUUGUCGAAACAGUUCAACGCUUGUGAGAUAGUGAUGUGUACAUUAGGCUUCAGGGCUUCGUCCCAGUCAUGAUUUGUUUUUGGCGUUAAAAAGCGCAGUUUAAUAUACUAAUAAUAAUAUUUAUUGGAAAUGCGAAAAUAAACAAAAACGAGAUCACAAAAACAAAACAAUACAAAAUCGAGUGAGAAGUUCACAAAAAUUGUAAUGUACUCUAAAAUUAAUCUAAAUUUCUAUGCGCAUUGCUAUAAAUUAUACAAUUUUAAAAUUAUUUUAGUUUUAAAAACGAUUAGUUUAACAAUUGCCAGAGGUUGUACAUAAGUAUUGUAAUUUCAAGAUUAGUUGUCAAUUUGAAUAUUUAGUUUUAAUUUUUUUUUUUAUUAUUUAUGUUAAUUUAAGCUAAUGACUGAAAUGCUAAACAAUAUUCCUAAAAACCAACCAAUUAAAUUCAUGUUUUAUACAUAUGCAGUCCAAUCUAAUAACAGCAUCACACAACACAACAAAAACAAACAAUCAAACCAAAAUAUACCAGAUCAUAGUAGUUUUUAAUUUAGUUCUCAUUUCUUGUUAAAUAUUUCUGUAUUAUUUUAAAUGUUACGAAUAGUCCAUAUACAAUAAAAUGCAAAAUUUGAAUUUUAAAUAUUUUUAAUUUAUUUAGUCUGAAAUUUUAUUGAAAUUUAUCAUUUUAACCUGUAAAUAAAGGCUUCCGUCGUAGUAUAUGAA
This is a messenger RNA of Drosophila nasuta, 6525 nucleotides long. RefSeq names its product Anaplastic lymphoma kinase (gene Alk). Gene Ontology annotation, biological process: cell surface receptor protein tyrosine kinase signaling pathway; regulation of neuron differentiation; protein phosphorylation. Gene Ontology annotation, cellular component: plasma membrane; signaling receptor complex. Gene Ontology annotation, molecular function: ATP binding; transmembrane receptor protein tyrosine kinase activity; protein binding. NCBI's taxonomy places the organism in Eukaryota, Metazoa, Arthropoda, Insecta, Diptera, Drosophilidae. The record is from RefSeq and is a predicted model, not a curated record.